ACAUUUUUACUUUCCUUUUGGAGAGAGCCGGAUAUAUAUUCUGAAUUUCUGAUGCAAAAACAAAAAGCUAAUGCUGAACCACCUGGAGAGCUGUCUGAGUUUGAGCAGAGGAACUUCAUUGUCUCAUCAGAUUCUCAUCCACUGAUGUUAUGGCUUGAGCAAAGAAAUCAACAGAAGAUGCCAGAUAAAUUGCGGUUCUAGCUACCGGUGUUUUCAAGCAAACUUCUUUCUUAGAGCAAGUGCAGUAUUCAGAGUUGUAUGAUAGCAAAUCAGUAAAGCUCUGACGUCGUCUAGCUUUGGGAUGGGUGAUGAGGUUAAACAGCAAAGGUGGGAGUUCAGGAGGAAGGACAACGACAAUGAUUCUUCAAGUGACGAUUCUAAAUCAAGUAGUGAGGCGGCUCACGAGAAGCGUAAACUGGUUUCCGGUUUGAUUUCACUUGAAAACGAUGAAGCAGUCGAUAACUGCAGAGCUCAGCAAACUGGCAUGUUCAUUCCUUGUGGGGAAGAUCAAAACAUGUCAAAGAAAGCCAAAAGGGUGCACCUUAGGAGUAAGAAGAAUAGUAGAAAAAAGAGUAAAACUGGCGUUUACAAUUCUGCUGCUGCUUUGGAUGAACUUAAAAUCUUCAAGGAGUCCCUAUUAGAGAAUCUUAAAGUGACGAGAGAAAAUUUUCUUUCAUGGAUGAGGAAGGAAAUGCAAAAACUGGUGGAUGAUGAUGCCGCCCCGCGACUUGAACGGAGAGAAGGAAGUUCUGGAGGGAAAAAUGUUCAAGUACAACAUGGAAAUGACUUUGAGAAGAACACCAUCUAUAAAGAGAACAUACAGGUGAAUAACGAAAGAAAAAAUGAGGAUAACAUUCAGCAUCAAAACAACUUUGGGAAGAAUGUCCCAGUGCAUCGAGAAAGCAACUCUAAGGAGAAUGUAUUUGCACACCAUCACAACAAUGUGAAGGAGACGGUCCAAGUGCAACAUCUGGAUGAAAAAGUAAAAUUUCAAGUGAACUAUCGGAACAACUUUGAGUUCGGCACAAAACCUCGACAAUGCGAUAUUGAAUCUUUAGGGAGGAGUGUUAAAAGCAAUACAGCAGCUGGUUCUGAUAAUUUGUAUCAUGUUAAGCCAAAUUUUCAAUCCUAUUCCACAGACAAGAACGUCCUGAUGCAGCAUCCCAGUCAAGUACCUUCUUCGAUGUAUUUGACAUUGCCCACCGUGUUAACUAAGCCACGCGGUGAGAACUAUACGCUCAGUACUUCAUCAAGCAAUUAUAUUGGAACACCAUUUGACAUAAACAAACUAGAUGUGAACUCUGUGAUGGUAAAUCCAAUGCUCAAAGUAAAGUGUGGAAAAUUAUCCGGCAUGCAGCAGCUCGAAAGGGAUGGAAGCUUUCCUCAAAUAAGGUCGAGAAAUGCGAAUUGUUUUGAUAAACAACGCAUCCCAAGUUCAAGCAUUGGAAAUGGAUUCCCAGUUCCAUUUCAUCAGGGUGAUGAUAUCGGUCUUAGCAUUCCGAGCCAAGUAAGUUCCGAAUACUUGCCCCGGGAAGAAAAGAACAUAAUGGGUUUAAAGAUGGAAGGAGGAGCUUCAAGCUUCUUCGGCGGAAGCUAUACUAAAUCAGAAGACUAUUUCGCAAACAAUGUCUACCGACACUCCAUGAGUAAAGCUCAUGGUACACACAAGGCAUUUCAAAACAAAGACCUUGAAGAGGGCUAUUUGUUCCCAAAGUAGUAACAGUUGCAACAUGGUUGAACAGUGGACCGGAUUCGAACUUCUGCAGAAAGCACUUUCUGUAUUUAACUUUUCCAAAGCCGGCAACAAUUGAACUAAACUUCUACUGCCCUUCAAAUUUCUUUAAUUCUAGAGGAGGUACUUUCCUGUGAUAUGCUUUGAAAAUUUUGCUUCUGCACCCAAUUUGUCUGUUGGAAAGAACAAACUGCGGUUGUUUAGAGAAUUCUGGAUAACAUUUUGUUUUCUUGAUUUGGAUAUGAUUUGGGGUCUGUUGAUUUUGUUC
Pyrus x bretschneideri (Chinese white pear) is the source of this 2000-nucleotide messenger RNA. RefSeq lists its product as uncharacterized. The transcript is spliced from 2 exons. The record is from RefSeq and is a predicted model, not a curated record. The coding region runs from base 302 to 1717 and encodes 471 amino acids. NCBI's taxonomy places the organism in Eukaryota, Viridiplantae, Streptophyta, Magnoliopsida, Rosales, Rosaceae.